CAUAAAAUUAGGAAGAGAAAAAGGCAAAUUUUAAUGCUUGAGUAAACAUCAGCGUGACAUAUUUUGAAGACCACACACAAGAAGAUUUUAAACACACGGGUUUUAUCGAUCUUUCGUCGUAUUUAUAACACUGGAAACUGGUUGGAUCGGAUAUCAUUCGUGUGAAAAUGGGAGACAACAACAUACUUCGUGUGGGGACAAGGAAAAGUGAGUUAGCCAUGGUACAAACGAACUGGGUUGUCAAUCAACUAAAGUCAUUGAACAAGUCGUUGGAAGUUGAGAUUGUUCAAAUGGCAACAAUUGGUGACAAAAUAUUGGACAAGUCACUUUCUAAGACUGGUGAGAAAAGUUUGUUCACCAAGGAAUUAGAAGAUGCUUUGAUUGCAAACCAAGUUGAUCUUGUUGUGAAUUCAUUGAAAGAUAUGCCGUCAACACUUCCACCAAAUCUUACAAUAUCUGCCGUGUCCAGACGUGAAGACCCACGUGAUGCUGUGAUUAUGCAUCCGGAUAAUGUUGGGAAGAGAUUGGAAGAUCUUCCUCCUGGGAGUAUUGUUGGCACAAGUUCAUUGCGAAGAGUCGCGCAAUUAAAGAAGUUGUUUCCUGAUCUCAAGUUUAAAAGCAUUCGAGGAAACUUAAACACGAGGCUUCGUAAACUUGACGAUGCCAGUAAUUUCUCAGCGAUUAUUCUCGCGGUGGCUGGUGUUAAGAGGAUGGGAUGGAAUGCGAGGAUCUCUUACACACUUACUACCGAUGAAUGCUUGUACGCGAUUGGUCAAGGAGCACUUGGGAUCGAAACAAGAGCUGAUGAUAUGAAAAGUAUAAAGUUGGUGUCGCAACUUCACGAUAAAGAUACUGUGAUAAGAACAGUGGCUGAGAGAGCUUUCCUAAAAACAUUGGGAGGGGGGUGUUCGGUUCCACAAGCAGUUCAUUCAUGGAUAAUUGAAGAUGAGCUCUACAUGAGAGGCGCGGUGUUCAACCUUGAUGGUUCCAAGUCACUUUACGAAACGAUGCAAACAUCUCUGUUUGUCAACGAAGAUGACAAGAAACUGAUGGAGCCAGUAGACUUGGAUAGUUGUUGUGAGUUUGCGAGCAUAACAACCAGCCAUAAAUUCAUCAACCCCAUGUUAUUAAAAGCAUCCGGACAUCUGGGGAGGGAUCUCGCUUUGCUUCUUCUUCAACGAGGAGCAACUGCUAUUCUUGAUGAAGCUCGCGAGCAGAAUUUGCUGCGUGUUGAUGAUGUUGUGUGAUGUCAUAAUUAUGCCAUGUGAUGUCAUAAUGGUGUCAUAAUGAUAUCCAUUGUCAUAUUAUUUAGACCAGGGCUUCUUAAACAUUUAUUCUCGCGACCCUUUUUAAAUUCAUUAAACUUUCCGCUGCCAUUCACAAUUAAUACAAUAAUAAAUACUUUGUGUAUAAUUUGUAAACUAUCAGUGACCCUGAAAGUUCGUUACAUGACCCCUAGUUUGGGAAGCCCUGAUUUAAAUGAUUGUUUUGCACUUGUGUAAUAGUCUAUUUCUAUUUGAAUAUCAUAACAGAGAUUGAUUUUUUUAAGCUGCUCCAAACAGGUUGUAUGUAUAAGAUGUUAUGUCAGUGUUUUUAUAAUGUCCUGAUUAUACCAAAACUGGGAGGGUAGUAAUAAUAAUAACCAUCACUUUGUUUGUAUAUAAUAUGCAUUGUUUCAUAUACAAUUGGAUGCAUUUUGGAUUUUUCUACUUUUAAGUUAAUUUUUGCAACAAACAUUUUUAUCAUUCGUUGCAUUUUGAGCCUGUAUAAAAAUGAUAUACCAGAAAACUAAUUUGUCCCACAA
This is a messenger RNA of Ciona intestinalis (vase tunicate), 1804 nucleotides long. NCBI's taxonomy places the organism in Eukaryota, Metazoa, Chordata, Ascidiacea, Phlebobranchia, Cionidae. The record is from RefSeq and is a predicted model, not a curated record.